Molecule: messenger RNA, 372 nt
Organism: Sodiomyces alkalinus F11
Lineage: Eukaryota; Fungi; Ascomycota; Sordariomycetes; Glomerellales; Plectosphaerellaceae
Exons: 3
Coding region: 1-372 (123 amino acids)
Source: RefSeq, a predicted model, not a curated record
AUGUUCCCGAUGCUCCCCAACUUUUCGAGCAGGGAGCACGCCGGUACAUCCCAAUAUCCCAACCUCAGAGGGGCCAUUUCGUCCAUCAUAGGGAAUUACAGGGGCCAGUCCUCCACCCCCAAACCCUUGGGCAGAGGUCGAGGUGUCCUGUCCCCUCUUGCCCACUUGACUUUGACUUCCUACAUGGAAAGAAAUCUGGAUGUUAUGCUAUGCUGUUGGAUGCUAUUGCGUAAGAGCCGGUCCGAGAUCCAAGUAUCCAAUUCCUGUCCUCCUGCCCCGUCCGCCUACAUAGUCCCUGCCGCCCCUGCCCAAGACACAUCUUGCCCAUCUCUUUACAUACCUGCUUCCUCACGAACCAGCACUCUCGUAUAA